AUGCCGCUAGCCGGAUGGUCAGCUCUUGCUCACCGUACGGGACAGUGGCCGCCACGAGCGAGAUAUUUGCGUGAUCUGCUGCGCGAGGCGAUGACGAUGACAGGGGUCGGGUCGCUCGACCGACCAACCGACCGACCGACCGACGGAGUGGCGCCGUUGGCCGCCUGUGCAGGGCAGGUCGCCGCUGCGGCGAAUGAGCGAGUGUCCGGUCCGUCGGCCGGUUGUCCGAUCUCUGUUGACCACUGCGCCGUGGCACUGAACAAAGACGGUCGUGAGAUCGUCGCUGCUCGCUGCUCGCUGCUCGGCGGUGGUCCGAUCAGCCAGACGCGAUGA
Soboliphyme baturini is the source of this 333-nucleotide messenger RNA. The record is from the annotation of a GenBank genome assembly. NCBI's taxonomy places the organism in Eukaryota, Metazoa, Nematoda, Enoplea, Dioctophymatida, Soboliphymatidae.